AUGCGGUCCAGCCCAAUAUAGCAUAAGAUCAGGAUUCAGGGUUUUGAAUUCUAUUUUUAGGGUUUCGAAACGCUCCGUUUCCUCGCGAUCCACUCCGUAUUCUCUGCCACCUCACGCCGGCAGCUCUCCGUCUGUGUUCGCCGUAGAUUAGGGCACUGUUUGUCCCCUACGAUCUUCUCAGUCUGCAUUCCUCUCCCUUUGGCUUCGAUUUCUUUCGCUUUCGCGGUAGGUUAGUUUUUUUUGAUCGCCAGAGUUCGUCUCUCUCCGCCUCUGUUCGCCUUCUUUUGCGGCACUAAGGAGCUUUUAACAAUGGAGUCUACGCUGGAAACUUUUCAACCUCGCACCUUCUCCGUCAAGCUAUGGCCGCCCAGUUCGACCACUCGGCAGAUGCUCCUCGAGAGGAUGGCGAAGAACCUCUCGACGGAAUCAAUCUUUUCGCGAAAAUACGGCCUCCUGACCAAUGGGGAAGCAUUAGAAAAUGCCCAAAGGAUCGAAGAAAGUUGCUUUGUUAUUGCAAAUGACCAUUUUGAAAAGGAGCCUGAUGGAGAUGGCAGCUCUGCAGUUCAGCUCUAUGCCAAGGAAACCAGUAAACUCAUGCUCGAAGUCCUCAAAAGAGGCCCAAAACACAAGGAAGAUGAAGAUAAGAUCCCGAAGGAUUCGACACCUGUUGCUUCUUAUAACACCGUCUUUGAUAUUUCGACCGGUCGCCGAGAUUUUCUAGAAGCCGAUGAGGCGCACGAAGUACUGAGUCCAUUAGCAGAGCAGGGUAACUCAUACACAAAGAUUUGCUUCAGCAACCGAAGCUUCGGUGUCGAUGCGGCUCGUGUUGCGGAGCCUAUUCUGAAAUCCCUAUCAAAACAAUUGAUUGAAGUUGAUCUCUCCGAUUUCAUUGCGGGACGAUCAGAGGAUGAUGCUCUCGAAGUCAUGAGGAUAUUUUCUUCUGCUCUUGAAAAUUGUGAUCUGAAAUAUUUGAAUCUCUCUGACAAUGCCAUGGGUGAGAAGGGAGUAAGGGCAUUUGAAACACUUCUUAAAUCUCAAAAUAACUUGGAGGAACUAUACUUGAAGAAUGAUGGGAUCUCAGAGGAGGCCGCGAAGGCCUUAUGCGAGCUAAUUCCUUCCACUGAAAAGCUUCGGAUCCUCCACUUCCAUAACAAUAUGACUGGAGAUGAAGGCGGCAUCGCGAUUUCUGAGGUCCUGAAGCGGUCUCCUUGUCUCGAAGAUUUUCUUUGCUCGUCCACUCGAGUCGACUUGGUGGGCGGAAUUGCAUUGUCUGAGGCAUUGGAAGCCUGUACUCGUCUGAAGAAGCUCGAUCUGAGAGACAACAUUUUCGGUGUCAAAGCAGGGAUAGCCCUUAGCCGUACUCUUGAAAAGCAUGAAGCUCUCACCGAACUCUACCUAAGUUACCUAAAUCUGGAAGAUGAGGGCGCAAUAUCGAUCUUCAAUGCAUUGAGAACAUCCAAUUCUCGUCUUGAGAUCUUAGAGAUUGCCGGAAACGAGAUCACAGCGAAAGCCGCCCCCAAUAUCGCUGCUUAUUUGGCCGAUAAACAGACACUCAGGUCUCUGAGCUUGUCUGAAAAUGAAUUAAAGGAUGAGGGCGCUGUGCUGAUAGGUAAAGCUUUGGAGGAGGGUAAUCCACAGCUGAGAGAAUUGGACUUCAGCUAUAAUGCCAUAAGGAGAGUCGGGGCACGAUGCUUGGCCCGAGCAGUCGUUGUGAAUAAGCCCAAUUUCGUGCUUUUGAACAUCAACGGGAACGCCAUAUCAGACGAAGGGAUUGAUGAGGUGGAAGAGAUGCUGAAAUCGGGUGAGAAAUCGGCGAGCGUGCUUGGGUCGUUAGAAGACAACGACCCCGAAGGGGAAGAAGAGGAGGAUGAGGAGGAAGAUGCGGAUGGGGAGGCAGAAGAUGAUGUGGUGGACUCGAAGCUUGACAAACUGAGUUUUCAGUAGGUUUACAUGAGGUAUUUCUAUCACCAUUACUGCAACAUGAUUUCUUUUGAGAUGGCUUUUGUUAUUUAAUUUGGCCAUCAACUCUGCUUUUUCAUUUUAGUUUUUUUUUUUUUUUUCGUUAGUGUUCUGAACGUUGCCUCUUAGAUUGUGGAUGUUAGUUAUGUAUGGAUUGA
Molecule: messenger RNA, 2117 nt
Organism: Phalaenopsis equestris
Lineage: Eukaryota; Viridiplantae; Streptophyta; Magnoliopsida; Asparagales; Orchidaceae
Product: RAN GTPase-activating protein 2-like
Exons: 2
Coding region: 310-1944 (544 amino acids)
Molecular function (GO): GTPase activator activity; protein binding
Source: RefSeq, a predicted model, not a curated record